AUGAUCAACGCAGCGAGGGUUCAGCCCGGGGCCUACGGCGAGGAUCCGCAGUCCAGAGCCUCCGGUGCAGACUGUCUGAUGGGAGUGUACCUGUUCUUUGUCGGUGUGUUUGACGUGAAGUUCCGAGGGGAGUACAAUCGUAACGCUCUCCUGUGGAUGGAGAGUGUGGAAUGUCGAACCAUCGGAUUCCUGGCUAUGCUCUCCUCAGAGGUAUCGGUUCUGCUGUUGACCUACCUGACCCUGGAGAAGUUCCUGGUCAUAGUGUUUCCCUUCAGCCACCUCAGACCUGGUAAACUACAGACUGUGGUGGUGCUAGUGUCUAUCUGGGUGCUGGGGUUCAUCAUCGCUGUGGUUCCCUUGCUGAACGACGAUCUGUUUGAAACUACUAUGCCUGCAUGUCUGAACCUGGUAGCCUUCCUGGUGAUAGUGUUCUCCUACUCCUCCAUGUUCUAUCCCAUCUAUAAGACUGGAAUCAAUGCUACAGACCUGAGGAGCAGGCUACACAGAGAUGUGGCUGUAGCUAACAGGUUCUUCUUCAUCGUCUUCUCUGACGCCCUUUGCUGGAUCCCCAUCUUCCUGGUCAAGAUACUGUCCCUGCUGCAGGUCGAGAUACCAGGUACCAUCUCAUCCUGGGUGGUGAUCUUCAUAUUACCCAUCAACAGUGCCCUGAACCCCAUCCUCUACACCCUGACGACCAGCUUCUUCAGAGAACAGGUGGAGGUGCUACUGUGUCGCUGGCAGAGGCGGUCGGCCAUGAAGAAGAACAGGAAGAGCCUGACCUCCUCUACCAUACAUGGAGGCCUCACGGAAUACAUCCUAUCCCCCCCCAGUCUACCUACUGAUAUGGACCCUCGCUAUGGGUGAGGGAAGGAGGGAGAGAUACUACCACCCCCUUCAUAUCUGCCCAGAUUUUCAUUGGAUCCUGACUGUGGGUAGAAAGGGGGAGAGUGGAGAAAAGAGGAAGGACAGUAUUUAUUUUACCACCCCUUGAAUCCCGCUGACUGAGAUAUGAAGGCAUCUCUCCGCCUGGAGAAGGAGAGYAGAUAUUUGACCGAUCUAUUGCUCCUCUCUCCACACCACCCUGCAGCUCCAGCCAGAGGACUAGAGGACUACUGCUUAAUGAACCAUUCAUUUAAUACCAUUAAGACCAGGGCUGCCCUGGAGAGGGCUGUUUCAGACUAUUACUGCUGCAAAUUGAUUGCUCUUUAGGGACAAUAUUGAUUUGUGCUCAAAGCUCCAAGCUCUUCACUGUACAGUAUGGGAGAAAUUCACCUCACCCACCUCAUCCACUACAGUACUUACUAUUUUGCAGGGUUGGGGCCAAUUCGAAUUGAAGGUAGUCAAUUCAGGAAGUGAUUUGAAUUUGAACUUCAAUAAAUGGAAAAACUUUAGAAAUAAAUAGCUUUUACUUAUAGUUUCUUGAGAAGCAAUUUAAAAUUGYUGGUAUUUUUCGAUGCCUUCAAUUCGAAUUGACCCCAACCAUGCUAUGUAGCACCGAUAAAUGCUGGGACUGGGAGGAUGUAGGACCUGUUUACAUAUGGACUCCUUAUCAACAAACCUCUURGUUUGUUUGUUUGUUUGUACAUAAACAACUGAACUGUGUGUUUCUUUAAUAAUCUAGCUCCCUUGGUUGUGUGUGUCACAAAUGGCCCUUUGUUCCCUUUGUAGUGCACGUCUUUUGACCAUGUUGGGACGUGGACUUUCUUCUUUGUGGAGUCUGUUAUUCUAACAUGAAGAGAAGACUCUUACCUGUGGUCAGAUGUCUGUGUYCUGUACAUGCCCACUGGGCACAAACUGGUUGAAUCGAUGUUUUUUUUCAACAUAAUUUGUCAACGUAUUGUGAUGUGGAAUCUACGUGUAAAAUACAUUGAAUUUGCAGAAAGUCAUCAACUGUUGUUUUAAGGUGGAAUUUCAACCACAUGAUUAUGUCAUCAUUGUAACACAUUUUCAACAUAGACAAACCUUGUAUAAAAUAUGUUAKAUUUCUACCUUUGAAACAAUGUCAGAUCUUUAACGUUAUAUUCACUAGCAGAAAGAAAAGCAAUGGGACGGGCAGCACCUCCUACUGGAGAGUUGGUCUAUCUACAGCACCUCCUACUGGAGAGUUGGUCUAUC
Salvelinus sp. IW2-2015 is the source of this 2115-nucleotide messenger RNA. RefSeq names its product relaxin receptor 2-like. Gene Ontology annotation, molecular function: G protein-coupled peptide receptor activity. Lineage: Eukaryota; Metazoa; Chordata; Actinopteri; Salmoniformes; Salmonidae. The record is from RefSeq and is a predicted model, not a curated record. Gene Ontology annotation, biological process: adenylate cyclase-activating G protein-coupled receptor signaling pathway; hormone-mediated signaling pathway; activation of adenylate cyclase activity. Gene Ontology annotation, cellular component: plasma membrane.